AAAUGAAUAACACAUAACCUCAUUUAGUAAUGAUGGAUAUGAUGAUGUGUUUCUACAAUUUAAUAAUAUUUCAAUGAGAAAUAGGGAAUUAUUUAAAAUAAGUACACUUGCCAUAACGUUUAUGAAAUAGAAUAUAUCUAAAAAUGAGUUUCCUUCAAGAUACUAUUAUAAUACUCGCAUCACAAAUAACAUUUUUUGUUGGGGCUUGGAUCUUUUUUAUGAAGAGGCUUUUUAAAAAUUAUGAAGUACGACACAUUAUGGUUCAAUUGAUUUUCUCCACCACUCUUACAUUGUCCUGCACAAUGUUUGAAUUGAUUAUAUUUGAAAUAUUAGGAUUUUUAGAUUCCAGUUCCCGGUUUUUCUAUUGGUAUGUGAUGCUAUAUUUUAUGCUUUUUGUUGUAAUAGUAUUGAAUCCGUUUUAUAUUGGAUAUUACUGCCUAAGUAGUGUCAGAUAUGUUAAACCGGAUUAUGUUAAAAGAUUGACUUUACUAGUAUGGUUGAUAUUUCUAGUAGUAUUUUGGAAAAUUGGAGAUCCGUUUCCUAUAUUGAAUCCAAAACAAGGAGUUCUUUCAAUGGAACAACUGGUAUCAAGAAUUGGAGUAAUAGGAGUAACUGUUAUGGCUUUACUAUCAGGAUUUGGUGCUGUUAAUUAUCCUUACACAUCCAUGGCUUAUUUUAUGAGGGAAGUUUCAGAAGCAGAUGUACUAAAUAUAGAAAAGAGAUUAAUGCAAACUAUGGACAUGAUUGUUUUGAGAAAGAAGAAACUGGCAAUAGCUAAAAAGCAGUCAUUGGAAAAAGUUAGUGAUGCAACAAAGAGAAGAGGUCUAUGGUCUAUUUUGUCGUCAGUAGGAGUAAACAGGAGUGAAGAAAAUAUUUCUCAACUUCGAUUGGAAACGGAAGGAUUGGAAGCCUUAAGUAGGACGUUGUUCCUAGAAGUCCACGAAAAUAGAAAUAUGUUGGAAAGAAUAGAGUGGUCGAAAACGUGGAAAGGAAUAUACUUUAAUUUUCUUGGAUACAUCUUUUCUGGGUACUGCCUUUGGAAAAUAUUCAUCUGUACAAUUAAUAUUGUAUUUGACAGAGUAGGGAAAAAGGAUCCGGUUACAAGGGGAAUUGAGAUAGCGAUACAUUGGAUGGGUUGGAACUUUGACGUAGACUUCUGGUCACAACAGGUUUCCUUUUAUCUGGUUGGUUGUAUUGUAGUGACUUCUAUUAGAGGCUUCAUAAUUACUUUAACGAAGUUCUUCAAUCGAAUGUCGUCCAGUAAAAGUUCGAAUAUAAUCGUCUUGGUCCUGGCCCAAAUAAUGGGAAUGUACUUCGUGUCAUCUGUCCUACUUCUAAGGAUGAAUAUGCCAGUUCAGUACAGAGCCAUAAUAACGCAGGUUUUAGGUGCCUUACAAUUCAACUUUUACCAUCGUUGGUUUGACGUCAUAUUUUUGGUGAGCGCCCUGGGAAGCAUUAUUACGUUGUAUAUGGCACAUACGCAACCGAUUCGAGACAAUAUUUAAAAUGUAUUUAAAGUUUUUAUCAAACGCUAUUGAUUUUCUAUUUGUGAUUUUUGUAUUAUAUAAACCAAAAAUAAAACUUUUUUAGU
Diabrotica balteata is the source of this 1591-nucleotide messenger RNA. NCBI's taxonomy places the organism in Eukaryota, Metazoa, Arthropoda, Insecta, Coleoptera, Chrysomelidae. The record is from the annotation of a GenBank genome assembly.